AUAAUUUUCGAAAAUACAGCGAUCCCACUUGAACGACUAGCAGUUCUCUCCUCUGUGAAGAAAUUAUCUGGUUGUUUGCGAGUAGAGACAACAAAUUUUGAAACCCUUUCAUUUCUUGGAAAUCUUGAGGAAAUCAACUGCGGAGACAAAAAACAGGAUCCUAUCAGCAUCUACAAUAACAACUAUCUCACCGAACUAGGCCUACCGAAACUGACUAAAAUCAAAGCUCACUGGCCUAUGUCAUCUCAGAACAAUAGAAUUCUUGAAAUAACGUUUGAAGAAAUUGAAGCGCUGCUGUCCACUGGUGAACCAGCUACUCAAAUCAAUGGUGCUUUCCCCACAGAAAAUUUGCCACCGGAUAUGUGCAUUUUCAACUCAGUGACAGAUGACUUGACCACGCUGGAUUCGAACUGUACGAGCCUGAUUGGUCUCCUCUAUUAUAGCCAUCGAUCAUUUUCGGAGAAGAAGUGGAAACACUGA
Ostertagia ostertagi is the source of this 480-nucleotide messenger RNA. NCBI's taxonomy places the organism in Eukaryota, Metazoa, Nematoda, Chromadorea, Rhabditida, Trichostrongylidae. The record is from the annotation of a GenBank genome assembly.